UGCCAACAACCGCCAUCUUGCAACAAUCAACCGUCAGUGUCACUCCAUAGAGAAAGUAAAAUAAGGAUUUAUUUUACUUACUCUAUGUGUCACUCUCACUCUCAACAGCUGAUGUUUUGAUAUUAAAAAGCCAAAGGGGCUCCACUUCAGACGAGCAGUUCCCCUCAGUAAGUGAGCAAGAAAUUAACGGGAAAUGACGCUCCUGAGCAAGAUUAGACCCCUGCUGCGGUCCUGGACUGCCGGCCAGAAAUUAGCUGUGCAGAGGCAGAUGUCCGAGCACCGGGUAUUCCCGAUGCAGCCCUCCAAAUGGAAUUGGACCAUUUUCAAGGACAUGUUUAACUUUUAUUUGGUAUUGGGGGCCAUACCGUGCGCCCUUUUCACCAUCUACAUGAACCUGUUUGUGGGACCCGCCACUCUCACUCCGAUUCCCGAAGGAUAUACUCCCAAGUACUGGGAAUAUUAUAGAAAUCCGAUAACGCGUUUCCUGAUUAGAUACAUACAUCACUCUCCGCAGCAGGAUUACGAGAAAUUCCUCACUUAUUUGCAUGUGGAACAAGAGAAAAUCAUGCUCAGGAAAUUGGAAAAUGAAAUAAUGAAUAAGAUGAAGGAACGCAAUGACUAUCAAGCGUACUACUAUCAACCAAUCGUCGCCAAGUACUACAGGGCCACCAGGGAAUACAGUGAGCUAAUCGAAAAUUUGGAUGAUCCGUUGCCCAACGACCGUUAAAGCGGACAUUUAUGGCAAAUUGAAUCGUUUUUGGGUAGUGUUGUUUUCAUUAAAAUACUUUAGAAUGAU
This is a messenger RNA of Dendroctonus ponderosae (mountain pine beetle), 796 nucleotides long. RefSeq names its product NADH dehydrogenase [ubiquinone] 1 beta subcomplex subunit 5, mitochondrial (gene ND-SGDH). The record is from RefSeq and is a predicted model, not a curated record. Lineage: Eukaryota; Metazoa; Arthropoda; Insecta; Coleoptera; Curculionidae. The transcript has 4 exons. Bases 194 to 727 code for a protein of 177 amino acids.